Molecule: messenger RNA, 6486 nt
Organism: Ictalurus punctatus (channel catfish)
Lineage: Eukaryota; Metazoa; Chordata; Actinopteri; Siluriformes; Ictaluridae
Gene: tcp11l1
Product: t-complex 11, testis-specific-like 1
Exons: 10
Coding region: 220-1764 (514 amino acids)
Biological process (GO): signal transduction
Source: RefSeq, a predicted model, not a curated record
GGAAUACAGAUAGGAAAAUGUUUAUUUGGGCGUCAGAUUAAUCGAGAAUCCAAGCAAACGUUUGGUGGGCAGUCACUUGGAUAUUUUAUUUUUAUCAUACAAGUGGCUGAACGCGACCUUCUGAUCUAAAUACAGCGCUGACGCCUUUGAGUCGUUUAUCGAAAAAAGUCAGAUCUGAGCUGAUCCUGCUUUGUCCAGAUCACAGCUGGCUUGUGGAGGAUGCCCAAAGAACCAAAUAAAUCAUCGGAUGAGGAGGGAAAGAAGGUCGACGAUCUAGCGUCAGAAGAUUCCACAGGUCAGACAGAUGGAUCAGAACAGCUUGUGCGUAAAAGAAUUAGAACAAACACGCCGAGUCCUCACCGACAGACUCCUCCGUCCAGCCCUUCCAAGUUUGUGACCGUGGAGGAGCUGAUGGAGACUGCUAAAGGCGUGACUAACAUGGUGUUGGCUCAUGAGAUCACAGUGAACGGUGGCUUCCAAAUCAAACCCACCGAGCCUGCUGAGGGAAGUUUAGAGAAACAUGUUAAGGAAAUUGUGCACAAAGCAUUCUGGGAUUGUCUUGAAGCCCAGCUGAACGACGACCCGCCUGUCUAUGAACAUGCCAUCAAACUGGUCGGGGAAAUUAAAGAGACGCUGCUGUCCUUCCUGAUGCCGUCCCAGACACGUUUGAAAGGACAGAUAGAGGAGGCGCUGGACCUGUCGCUCAUCCAGCAGCAGGCAGAGAACGGAGCACUGGACAUCGGCAAGGUGGCUCAGUUCAUCAUCGACACCAUGGGCGCCUUCUGCGCGCCAUGUAGGGACAAAGAAGUCCGCAAACUGAGGGACAUCACGGACAUCGUGCUUCUUUUUAGGUCUAUUUUUGCAGUGCUGGACAAAAUGAAGGUUGACAUGGCCAACUUUGCUGUCAGUAGCCUUCGGCCGCACCUGCUGCAGCACUCGGUGGAGUACGAGAGGAACAAGUUUCAGGGGUUUCUCAACACACAGCCUAAUGCUCUGAACUUCACUCAGAAAUGGCUGCAGGAAUCGGCAGACUCUGUGCUCAGAGGUGCUGAAGGGGGCGGUGCAGGCUCGCCUGGCUCCUCCUCGCAGCUGCUGCUGAAUGUGCACAACCACGCCUAUUUACGACUGCUGCACUGGGAGCACGGCAUGGACGAUUUCCCAGAGACGGUUUUGAUGGACCGUGGCAGGUUUCUGGAGAUGCAGUUGGAGCUUGAGCGCUUGGUGUUGAUGGCGUCUGUGCUCCUGAUCGUGUAUAACAGUGCGGGAGAGGCGAUCUCAGGAUUGCCGGGCCUCAUGGACACGCUGAAGAACACAGUCAGGAUCCUGCUGGUCGAUAUGCACACUCCGUCUUUCAAAGCAGACGAGACGUUCACUGCCAUCGGGGAGAAGCUUUGUUUGGAGCUGGGGGAAUGUCUGACUCAGCACGGCUUCUCACCUUUUCACCCAGACAGACAGAACACUCUGAAAGGCCAAAUCGCCGCCGUCAAGUCUCAAGAUAACCCUAUCCGUAAACUCGUCGAUUCUCGGAUCCAGGCCUACCUCCUGGGUUUCUUGGAGCCAGGUCCUCACAGGAGCCCGCCGGCCGUUCCCGGAGGUCUGGUUCCAAUCGGCAAAGAGCUGGAGGAUAUCGGGAUCAAACUGAGCCACCUCGUCAACUUCAACAAGCUAGUCUACUCUCCGUUCUAUCAGAAAAUCCUACAGGACGUCGUUCAGGCCGAGGGAAGCGCAGCCACUUGGACAGCAUCGAACAAAACUGACGACUAGCAUGAACCAGGCAGCUUAACGUAGGGUCCUAGGAACAACUGGGUUAAUGGCUUUGCUAAAUAUCUCCCCAAAGCUCACCUGCUGUCAAUGCUAGCAAAGGAUUUAUAUCGCUGAUUAAACAUUUAGAGCCUCCUAUCCUACUUUUAUAUGAUCAGGGAUCAGUCAACUGAGCUUAAAGAAUUGUGCGUUUUUUGUUUUUUUUUUCCUUCUUUUUUCUCCCCCCAUUCAUGCUUUUGUUCUGUGCCUGUUGAAGGUGUUGUGGGUGGGUAGGGUUUUUAAUGUUUCAGUGGCAUUAGGAGAUCAUAAUAAAUAGGUUUCUGUUGUAAUAUAGUGCAUUCCAACAGACAUGUGAAUUUGUUCCUUCGAUAUAGGAAGGCAAACGUGAUGCACGGUUAAAGUCGUGAAAACCCUGUUACUAAGCAACCGGGAAACACGGUUGCCGAAUAUAAGCUAGCUAUUGACUGAGGAUAACGGCUUACCGAGCUAGGAUAUAGCCGAUAAGUACAGUCUGAAAACAUAGCAACAGCAGCGACAAGAUAAAUAUCAUCAAGAAUCUUGGCAUUACAAUUACGCAUCAGCCGCAAAACCAAACCAUGAAUUCGGCCAUGUUGAGAAACCUCAACCUUGAAAUUCUGAGCUAGGGGUUGUUUUUGACUUUGUAAUGAAUGGGCUUUGGAAAUCUGCUAAAAUACACUUAAUACACGACCCUGUUAGAACACAGCGUAGCUAUUGUGGCUUUUCAGAAGGAACAUGUGUUUAAAAUAGCUGCUGAGCUGACAUGUGGGCAUGAAUUAUUAUAUGGAGGCCAUGAAAUAUGUUGGGGGCUUGAGUUAAGUUUUUCAAGAUCUAUUAAAUGGCAACUAAGUAUUUAAAUAUCUUAAAAUGAGUGAGACAGAGAAAUCAAUUCAAUUAGACCAUUGUGGUUACAGGAACCUAUGAAUGUACAGUACUGUGCAAAAGUUUUAGGCACCCUAUUUUUUUUUUUCUUCUUUAUGACUUCUAAACUGAGUCAGUACAAAAAACAUUUUAGAUUCCCAAACAUUAGUUUUCUAGCACAAAAUGAAAUGUUACAGAAAAAUGUUUGCAUGUCAGUAAAGAAAGCAGCAUAUUAUGUAAGAGACGCUUCUCAGACAAAAAAAAACAAUGAAGGCUGUUGGGUUUUGCUGCAAAAAUAAAAAGCAAAUGUGACAGUCACAGUCUCCAGAAGAACAGUGGCUGGUUCUGCAAGAUGUUCAAUAAAACUUAGAGCUCAUUUCCUUAUACAUCUGCACAAAUUGUACCUUUGUUUCAUUUAUUACUGCUUUAUAGAAUAUUUUUUAAAUGUAGAAAUAUUUAAUUUAAUUAUUUUUUAAGGCAUCUUUUCUCUACAGCAUUUCUUAGUAUGUGCCUAAGACGUUUGCACAGCAAUGUAGAUGAUUGAUGGAUUAUAUUAAACUUGCGCAAAUUUUAAAUUUUGCGCAAAAGUUUUCGCUUGUUCCUGACAAAUGGUUAAGUUAGUGAGGCCAUGUAUUAAGUGUAAGCUUAAUAAUAUACAGUAUCUCUCAAAAGUGAGUACACCCCUCACAUUUUUGUAAAUAUUUGAAUAGAUCUUUUAAUGUGACAACACUGAAGAAAUGACACUUUGCUACAAUGUAAAGUAGUGAGUGUACAACUUGUAUAACAGUGACUACAUUUACAUGGACAGCAGUAAUCUAAUUAUUGACCUUACUCUGAUUAAGAUAAUAAUGUGAUUAAGGUGUUUACAUGAGUCGCUUUUAGAAUACUCCUUUCAUGUUCCCGUUUUACAUGCUCUAGAACAUAAUUAGAUUAACAGCCCAUGUCAUUACGUCACCGCGCCACGCCGUCCGACGUCCCUCCAGAAUUUCACAUAUCAACAUACAGUUCUUCUUCGUUAUGGUACCAUAUACAGUUUUCCCCACUACAGGCCUAUAGUAGGCAAGUGUGCGGUUUGGGACACAGCCGAACUCACUGUAAAAUGUUGAGAACUGCUGUGUGUGAUCGUGUCCUGUCGCAAAAUGCGGUGAAAACUCUCACACGACGUUCAUAAUGUGAUUAAGGUGUGUACAUGUCUGUAAUACAUGUCCAUAAUGCGACUAAAAUGGGAAUACUCCACCUGUCUUAAUUCGAUUAGAGCUUAAUGCGAGUAUGACCUUAAUUAGAUUAAGGUAAGUAAAAUUGCUGUUUACAUGGUAGUUUCUUAAUCAAAGUAUGGUCUUAAUCGGGUUAAGAGUGGAUUAUUAUUGUUGUCCAUGUAAACGCAGCUAGUGUAAAUUUGCUGUCCCCUCAAAAUAACUCAGCACACAGCCAUUAAUAUCUAAACUGCUCGCAACAAAAGUGAGUUCACCCCUAAGUGAAAAUAUCCAAAUUGGGCCCAAUUAGCCAUUUUCCCUCCCUGGUGUCAUGUGACUUGUUAGUGUUACAAGGUCUCAGGUGUGAAUGGGGAGCAGGUGUGUUAAAUUUGGUGUCAUCGCUCUCACACUCCCUCAUACUGGUCACUGGAAGUUCAACAUGGCACCUCGUGGCAAAGAACUCUCUGAGGAUCUGAAAAAAGGAAUUGUUGCUCUACAUAAAGAUGGCCUAGGCUAUAAGAAGAUUGCCAAGACCCUGACACUGAGCUCCAGCACGGUGGCCAAGACCAUACAGCGGUUUAACAGCACAGGUUCCACUCAGAACCAAGAGAAGUUGAGUGCACGUGUUCAGCGUCAUAUCCAGAGGUAGUCUUUGGGAAAUAGACGUAUGAGUGCUGCCAGCAUUGCUGCAGAGGUUGAAGGGGUGGGGGGUCAGCCUGUCAGUUCUCAGACCAUACGCCACACACUGCAUAAAAUUGGUCUGCAUGGCUGUCGUCCCAGAAGGAAGCCUCUUCUAAAGAUGAUGCACAAGAAAGCCCGCAAACAGUUUGCUGAAGACGAGCAGACUAAGGACAUGGAUUACUGGAACCAUGUCCUGUGGUCUGAUGAGACCAAGAUAAACUUAUUUGGUUCAGAUGGUGUCAAGCGUGUGUGGUGGCAACCAGGUGAGGAUUACAAAGACAAGUGUGUCUUGCCUACAGUCAAGCAUGGUGGUGUGAGUGUCAUGGUCUGGGGCUGCAUGAGUGCUGCCGGCACUGGGGAGCUACAGUUCAUAGCUCCAUGAAUGCCAACAUGUAUUGUGACAUACUGAAGCAGAGCAUGAUCCCCUCCCUUCAGAGACUGGGCCUCAGGGCAGUAUUCCAGCAUGAUAACGACCACAAACACACGUCCAAGACAACCACUGCUUUGAUAAAGAAGCUGAGGGUGAAGGUGAUGAACUGGCCAAGCAUGUCUACAGACCUGAAUCCUAUUGAGCAUCUGUGGGGCAUCCUCAAACGGAAGGUGGAGGAGCACAAGGUCUCUAACAUCCACCAGCUCUGUGAUGUCGUCAUGGACGAGUGGAAGAGGACUCCAGUGGCAACCUGUGAAGCUCUGGUGAACUCCAUGCCCAAGAGGGUUAAGGCAGUGCUGGAAAAUAAUGGUGGCCACACAAAAUAUUGACACUUUGGCCCAAUUUGGACAUUUUCACUUAGGGGUGUACUCACUUUUGCUGUCAGCAGUUUAGACAUUAAUGGCUGUGUGUUGAGUUAUUUUAAGGGAACCGCAAAUUUACACUGUUACACAAGCUGUACACUCUCUUUACUUUACUUUAAAUUGUAGCAAAGUGUAAUUUCUUCAGUGUUGUCACAUGAAAAGAUAUAAUCAAAUAUUUACAAAAAUGUGAGGGGUGUACUCACUUUUGUGAGAUACUGUAUAGUCAUGGGCUCAAGUUGCACAAUUCUUGACUAUGAUUUUGGUGUCCCAUGACCUCUGUAAUAAAUUGUGGCCUCAAGAUAUUAUCUUUAUUAAAAAAAUAAUAAUAACCACCACGUCAUCUCAGCAGCUCUAUAAAAUUCCCGUAUAUGCUGUUUUACUGAGCCCCUCCCGCCACACCUUUGACGAUGAAAUACUGUAAAUAUGAUUCUUCAUAAUGUCCCUGUGCAACAGUUCAUAUGUUACAUUAUAAAGUUACAGUAUUUGAUUCUUAAUCAAACUCACCCACAUGAGAUCCUGGUGUGUUUAUAGAGAAAGCUGCUGUUUUUUAAAAAAAAUAACUUUGAGUGCAUGCUGGUGUGGAGGUGUACAGAAUCUGAUUGGUGCCUUACACAGUGGAGGGCCGGCCUCGGUUAAAUGUGCGCUGCUCUCUUCCCCCAUAUAGCUUUGUUCUGGUUGUAAUUGUCUCACGUUUUCGGAAAAAGGAGACCCUGUGUAAUCUUUUUAAACAACUUUUUUUUUUCUAGACUUUUACGCAUGUUUUGCAAAGAGAUCAUUUUCACAUUGCUGUUUGGGUCUCUGUCCCACACUGUUACAAUGCAGUAUUGAGAGAGUGCGAGGGAGAAUGAUUUUCUAUCAGCAACAUUAACUAUAUGAAAUGGACGUCAACACACAUCUCUCUGUGAUGUAAAUUCUCUGUCUCAACAGAGUAGUUGUGAUUAUUCAGUAUUUAUGACCGGGCCAAAACAUUAAAGGUGAUGGUGUAUUUUGACUGUUCCUGUAGCAUAAUCUUACCAAACUGUGUGCACAUGAGACAACAGACACUGAGUCUAUUCACAGUUACAUGCUGUAUAGAUGUUCUUCUCAUCCUCACUGUGUACCGUAAAGGUUGUUUUGUUAAGUGUCAGAAAUUCACAUCUUUAACCUUGUAGCUUUCCUUAAUAAACAGGACUGCAACCAA